AUGUCGUUGAGGCUUGGUUUUGUGCCAACCCUUGUGGUUUCUUCGGCACGGCUAACAAAAGAGGUUAUGAAAACCCAUGACCUCACAUUUUGUAGCAGGCCUAGGCUGGUUGGCCAGCAGAAGCUGUCUUAUAAUGGCUCAGAUGUGGCUUUUUCACCCUAUAAUGAUCAUUGGAGGGAGAUGAAAAAGAUUUGUAUUCUUAAUCUUUUCAGUGCCAAAAGAGUGCAAUCCUUUCGUCCGAUACGUGAAGAUGAAAUUUGCCGAAUGGUCAAUAAAAUAUCUCAACAAGCUUCUUUAUCCAAGCUCACAAAUCUGAGCGAAAUAGCAUUAUCUCUCACAAACAAUGUUAUCUGUAGAGUUGCUUUUGGUAAAAAAUAUGAUGAUGAAGGAUAUGAGAGAAGUAGAUACCAUGAUUUACUUAACGAAACUCAAGCCAUGUUGGGAGGAUUCUUUAUCUCAGACUAUUUUCCAUUGUUUUCCUGGGUUGAUAAGCUCACUGGGUUACGUUCUCGUUUAGAGAAGAAUUUUCAUCAAAUGAAUAUGUUCUACCAAGAACUGAUUGACGACCACCUAGGUCCAAACAGGCAAAAAUCCAUACAAGAAGACUUCAUCGACAUCUUGUUACAACUGAAAGAGGAUCAAUCAGAUUCCAUGGAUAUCCCAUUAGACCAUAUUAAAGCCGUGCUCAUG
Molecule: messenger RNA, 690 nt
Organism: Ilex paraguariensis (yerba mate)
Lineage: Eukaryota; Viridiplantae; Streptophyta; Magnoliopsida; Aquifoliales; Aquifoliaceae
Source: the annotation of a GenBank genome assembly